AUGGCGGUAGACACCGGCUACCUGACCACUCAGGUCAACAACAUCGUCGCCCAGCUCCAUGGGAUUUACGACGAGAUUGGAGUUCCUGCGCGCGAGCGCGAGUCCCGUGAAGCUGAGCUCUUCAGCGCCCUGUCAGAGACCUUGAACAAUCAUCUCAAGGUUGUUGACGAGGAGAGAGAGGAUAUGACGCAGGAAGCGGAACGUCUUAUUACAGCCAUUGAACAAAUGGAAUCGUCCUUGAGCGAUGAACGGGCCAAUGGCCAAUACGAGCUUAACCGCGACGACCUUCGUGUCACUUACCCACUUAACAAAUGUAUUGAAUUCUUGCGCGAGAAGCAUGACGCCAUGAGCAACUUGCAUCGUGAGCGCUUUGAGCAGGUUAAGAAACUUGUGGACGCGCUUGAAUCUUACUCCUCACACCUCGAGCCAUCAUUCGUCAAACUCGAGCUUCCUCCCACUGAGCCAGGGUCCUCGAUUCCCCCGAGCUUCGACCUUUCGCCUAUGUAUGUGACAGCAUUGGAUGCCGAAUUCACCCACGUUUACGAAGAGUACCACCGUCGCAUUGCCCAGGUCCAAUCUGCCUGCGAAGAAAUGAUCAAGCUCUGGGCCGAGCUCGGGACACCCCAGGCGCAAACAGAUUCCACUAUCGUGAAGUGUUAUCGCGACUCCCCUGAGCAACUGGGGCUGCAUGAAGAUGAUGUCGCCAACCUCAUGGCCAAGCGCAAUAAAUUGGUGGAAGAAAAGAAGGGUCGCGAGCGCAAGAUCAACGAACUCAGAACUACUGUAAUCUCUCUAUGGGAUCGGUUCGGUGUUGAGGAGGCUGAUCGCAAGGCAUUCCUGGCUGCGAAUCGUGGCUGCGGUUUGCGCGUAAUCAACGACCUCGAAGAUGAAUUGGCACGCCUCAACGAACUUAAGCGACAGAAUCUUCACCUGUUUGUGGAGGAUGCUCGCUGCCGGUUGCAGGAACUUUGGGACGCUCUUUUCUUCUCCGAAGAGGAAAUGCUUGAUUUCACACCUGCAUUCUCUGAUGUGUGCAGUGAUGCCUUGCUUGAGGCUCAUGAGGCCGAAAUUAAACGACUGGAGGCUAUUAAGGAGCAGCGCGCUCCCACUCUCGAAAUGAUUGAGAGACACCGCACUCUUCUGACAGACCGCGAGGCACUUGCAACGUCAAGCCAAGAUGCAUCUCGCCUCAUGGGCCGCGGGAACAAGGGAGAAAAGCGUGACCCUGGAAAGCUCCUGAGAGAGGAGAAGCUGCGCAAGAGAAUCGCCAAGGAAUUGCCGAAACUCGAAGCUGACCUGCGGAAAGAGUUGGAACAUUGGGAAGACGAAUUCGGCCGACCAUUCCUGGUGCACGGAGACCGAUACCUUGAUUCGUUGACACCUGUCAAGUCAAUGCCCCCACCACGGUCAAAGACACCAUCUGCACCACCUCAUCUACCAAAGCAAGCACAAUGA
This is a messenger RNA of Penicillium mononematosum, 1455 nucleotides long. RefSeq lists its product as uncharacterized. Gene Ontology annotation, molecular function: microtubule binding. Gene Ontology annotation, biological process: mitotic spindle midzone assembly; microtubule cytoskeleton organization. The transcript is spliced from 4 exons. The record is from RefSeq and is a predicted model, not a curated record. Gene Ontology annotation, cellular component: spindle; mitotic spindle midzone; cytoplasm. NCBI's taxonomy places the organism in Eukaryota, Fungi, Ascomycota, Eurotiomycetes, Eurotiales, Aspergillaceae. Bases 1 to 1455 code for a protein of 484 amino acids.